AUGGCGGAGUUACAAGGUCGCAAGGUUUUUAAGGUUUUUAACCAAGACUUUAUCGUGAAUGAACAGUACAAUGUGACCAAGGAGCUGGGUCAGGGCGCAUACGGCAUUGUUUGCGCUGCGAACAACAUCCAAACUGGCGAGGGCGUCGCCGUGAAGAAGGUCACCAAUGUGUUCAGCAAAAAGAUCCUCGCCAAGCGAGCCCUGAGAGAGAUCAAGCUGCUUCAACAUUUCCGCGGUCACCGCAACAUUACGUGCCUGUAUGACAUGGACAUCCCCCGACCGGAAAACUUCAACGAGACCUAUCUUUAUGAGGAGCUGAUGGAAUGUGAUCUGGCUGCUAUCAUCCGGUCCGGUCAGCCAUUGACCGAUGCCCACUUCCAGUCCUUCAUCUACCAGAUCCUCUGCGGCCUCAAGUACAUCCACUCGGCCAACGUGCUGCAUCGGGACCUGAAGCCCGGCAACCUGUUGGUGAAUGCGGACUGCGAGCUCAAGAUCUGUGAUUUUGGACUGGCCCGUGGGUUCUCAAUCGACCCGGAAGAGAACGCUGGGUACAUGACCGAGUACGUUGCGACAAGAUGGUACCGGGCGCCUGAGAUCAUGUUGAGCUUCCAGAGCUAUACCAAGGCCAUUGAUGUGUGGUCCGUGGGUUGCAUUCUGGCCGAGCUCCUGGGUGGACGGCCGUUCUUCAAGGGUCGCGACUACGUGGACCAGUUGAACCAGAUUCUGCACUACCUGGGUACACCGAACGAGGAGACGCUCGCCCGGAUCGGGUCGCCGCGCGCGCAGGAGUACGUACGCAACCUGCCGUUCAUGCCCAAGGUGCCCUUCCAGCGGCUGUUCCCCAACGCCAACCCUGAUGCGCUGGAUCUGCUGGACCGCAUGCUGGCGUUCGACCCGACGUCGCGGAUCUCAGUCGAGGAGGCCCUCGAGCAUCCUUACCUGCAAAUCUGGCACGACGCCUCCGACGAGCCCACCUGCCCGUCGACGUUCGAUUUCCACUUCGAGAUCGUCGAAGACGUCCAGGAGAUGCGCCGCAUGAUCCUCGACGAGGUCAUCCGCUUCCGCGCCGUCGUUCGCCAGCAGUCCCAGGCUCACGCUGCCCAGCAACAGCAGAUGGCUCAGCAGACCAACGUCCCCAUCCCCGAUAACCAACAAUCUGCCUGGCGCACCGAGGAACCCAAGCCCCAGGAGGCUGCGGCCGCCAUCGCCCACCACAAUGACCUGGAGUCCUCACUGCAGCGCGGCAUGGAUGUGCAUCAUUGA
This is a messenger RNA of Penicillium alfredii, 1263 nucleotides long. RefSeq names its product mitogen-activated serine/threonine-protein kinase SLT2 (gene mpkA). The record is from RefSeq and is a predicted model, not a curated record. The coding region runs from base 1 to 1263 and encodes 420 amino acids. Lineage: Eukaryota; Fungi; Ascomycota; Eurotiomycetes; Eurotiales; Aspergillaceae. Gene Ontology annotation, cellular component: cytoplasm; nucleus. Gene Ontology annotation, biological process: protein phosphorylation; intracellular signal transduction. The transcript has 5 exons. Gene Ontology annotation, molecular function: MAP kinase activity; ATP binding.